UGACACUGAGCAUGUGCGACGUAGUCUUAACUUCCGGUCCGAUCCUCCGGUUCCUCUCUCUUUUUAAUUCAACAAAAGCAACCAACGUUUUUCUUCUAUGAAACCAUAUUUAUUUAUUAUUUCCUCACAAAAUGAAUAUCCGAUGCGCGACGCCCGAAGAUCUUAUGAACAUGCAACAUUGUAAUUUGCUGUGUUUACCUGAAAACUACCAAAUGAAGUAUUACUUUUACCAUGGUCUUUCUUGGCCUCAGUUGUCAUAUGUAGCAGAGGAUGAAAAUGGCAAAAUUGUAGGAUAUGUUCUGGCAAAAAUUGAAAGAAGUUCUUCUAUUUACAGGGAAGAGGACCCAGAGGAUUCUGUCCCUCAUGGACACAUAACAUCACUGGCUGUGAAGCGGUCCUAUCGUCGCUUAGGGUUGGCUCAAAAGCUGAUGGACCAAGCUUCAAGGGCGAUGGUAGAAUGUUUUAAUGCCAAGUACGUCAGUUUGCAUGUCAGGAAAAGUAACAGAGCAGCUCUCCACCUUUACACCAACACACUCAAGUUCUCGAUCAGUGAAGUGGAACCAAAAUAUUACGCUGAUGGUGAAGAUGCCUAUGCCAUGCGACGAGAUUUAUCAGAAUUUAUAGAUAAAGAUUUACAAAGAGCAGCUUCACAGCAAAGUUAGACGUGACUAUUUUAGGUCCAUUCACUUUUUGUUUUCAAUUUUUUUAUAAAUAUUUUUUUUUGUCUUCAAAUGAUGAACGAGAAAAUUGGAAGUACUAAUUGGUUAUUCGGGUAUCUCUGGAAUAAUUAACAACUGUCCAUAUGAUUGAAUCCAAUAAAACAUUUUAAAGACAA
Octopus bimaculoides (California two-spot octopus) is the source of this 835-nucleotide messenger RNA. RefSeq names its product N-alpha-acetyltransferase 10. The record is from RefSeq and is a predicted model, not a curated record. Lineage: Eukaryota; Metazoa; Mollusca; Cephalopoda; Octopoda; Octopodidae.